UUGUAUACUGACCGACAAAUUUUGUGACUAUUUCGGAGAAUUUCCUCUUUUCUUGUGUCGUAAAGAAUCAGAAACAUAGAUAUCGUUGUAAAUAAAUGGCGGAUAAGUCGGAAACCAAGCUGUAAUAUAUCUGAGACAGUGUUGAUUUUGGGUGGCAAACUCAGGAUAAUGAAGUUUUUGAUUGAAGAAUUCUCUUGGUAUUCAUUUCAAUUUUCUAAUAGUGUAGGAGGAAAACAUGUGGGUACGAUCGAGGCAAAAUGAAAGCAAAUACACAACACGACAACUUUAAUUGAUAUGUUAAAAACAUCAAAGCACUAUUUCGAUCUCGGGAGCAAUAUAAGGAUUUUCGAAAUGAGAGUUUAUGCCGGACGAAAACCUUCCAUGAACAAUGUUUGGGCAAUAAACUAAGCCAGCGCCAGAUGAUUUAUGAAAUUCAGCAUUAAUUCAUAAGUAAGAAGAGAAAUAAAAUCUAAAUCAAAUUUUUAGAGGCGAAAUGAUCACAUAUGCCUUGAAAAUGUGCGAAGAGCGUAGAGCCAGAAUAGGCCAUUUGCGUAUUUUCCUUUGAAUCUGUGUCAAAACGAGUCUUGGUGGGAAGCUAAUCGUAUGAAAAUGUGCUCCCUGGAAAGGUUCAUUUUCAUGCAAAUAAAGGUUUUCCACCAUGACUCGUUUUGAAACAGAGGCACAAGGUAACUUGGAAAUAGUCUUUUCGAUUUUGCUGUCCAUUUGUUUGAACAUUCCACAAAAUCGAACUCCGCACUGAUUUCGAGUCGCUUAGAUUAUAGGACUUCACCAUCGUACUUUUAAUCUAAGCUUUCCUCGUCAUUUACCUUGUCAUCGUCACGAGCAUAAACACUUCUCUAAGCCGCCAUUUUUCGAAACCUGAAAUAUACCUACGCAUGCGUUUCACCAAGAGAUUCGCCUAAUCCCGCAGUGGAAAGUUUACAUGUUCUGGACGACAUUAUCAUGUUGGACCAGGUUUCGCUUCAAUUUUGCACGAGAUGUGGAUCAAACGUCGUGCCAGCGUUGAACUUAGUAUUCUACAAGUUCGACUUAACCACAACUGUAGCUCGGCGUUUGAAUCAAUUAACGUCGGCCAGAAUAGGGUAUAUGGCGCGGACAAGCUGAGUCACACUAAAAGCUACCCAACACUUACGUGACGCUGGAUUCAAACGUCGAACUACACCUGUACAGUCGUGCUAAAUGUCGGUCUUAAUUGAUCAACAGAGUCCGGCACGACGAUAGCGCAACGUAUGAGCCUGGUAUUAGUUCACGAUCCAACCAUUCACUUCUUUAUUCGUUUUAUCUAUCCAGUUGACAUGUUCAGUCAUUCGUUCGUUCGUUCACUCGUUCCUGGGUUCCUUCGUCUGUUCUUUUGUCCCUUCAAUCAUGUAUUUAUGUUUCUGUUCUUUGCUUGUAGAGUCUCUAUCAGCAUGAUGAAGUCUGCGGCGUGGAUCCUACCUUUGGCCUUUGAACUUGUCCUUUAUCACACAGCAGUUACCAGCUGCCCUCUAAAGUGCUCCUGUAAAGAUACGUCGAUGCAUUGCAACAUGGAUGAUCUCAGAUCUCUUGAAACCAUGAGCGACCAAAACAUCACUAACCUAUCGUUAUCAAGCAACAGGAUCAAGAAUAUAACUCCUGGAGUUUUCAAACGAUUUGAUCGACUACAGUUUUUGUCUUUAGAAGAAAAUGAAAUACACCAGCUCACUAGUGGAUCGUUUGUGGGGCUAAAAAGUCUGCAAACUCUGGUUUUACAAAACAACCAGAUCUACUACGUAUCACAGGAAGCGUUUCAUCCUCUACAAUCUUUGCGACAGUUGAAUCUCAGAAAUAAUAGAUACAAACAGUUACCGUCUUCUAUACUGUUCCUGCCAUCUCUGGAGAAGCUUGUGGUCGAUGGUUCAAGAGAAUGCGAAAGCUGCGAGCUCAACUUUGCACCAAACUGUUCCUCUGACACGAGGAGGAAGCCAAGGCAGAUUCCUUCCUUUGGCAGUGUGGCCGGUGUUUGCUUGAGCAUAAGGUGCUUGUACCAUCCGCCUACCUCGUCGUGUACAUCCGCCCAGGUGGAGAAAAGCGACGUGAGUUCUACACAAUAUGCAGUAAUCAGACUAACCCAGGAUAACGUUUCUUACCAUAACAACACCGACGCUUCGUUAACUUCUCCGUCUCUUCUAGAAAACAUUGCGUUAAAAACCUUCUUAUUCAUCUUGGGCAUCUUGGCGGUCUUGGUCAACUUAGGUACAAUAACUAUCGUGUUUACAACGCCCCAGCUUGCUCGCAUUAGCACGAUGUUCUUAGCAGGUCACAUUGCUGUCUGCGACUUCCUGGUUGGACUGUCUUUGUUAGUUACUGCAGUUCUUGCCUUUGAUAACGAACAAAGAAGAUUCAUUGAUUACGUCUGUCCGUACGUCUGUCCUGUAAUGAUAUCGUUUCGUUCAGCCGCACUUAUCGUUGAACCUUUGGUUUUAUUUGUCAUGACACUAGAUCGCUACAAACGCAUUGUCAACUAUGGCAAGCCUCCACUGAGUCGCCACUUUAUAUCGAUAGCAACUUACUUUUCAUGGUUUACCGCUGUUGUUGUAGUAAGCGUUGGGUCAGUUGGCUUCAUUGAUAAAGUAAAAUAUGGGACUCUUUGCUCACGAGUAGAUUCUUCAAGAAAAUCGAUUGACUUUUACAUCGAGAAAGCCCUUAUUACAGUCAGUGUUGCUCUGUUUGUAUUCUGCUGUAUCAUGUACUUUCGAAUUUACAGAGUAGUAAAGACCCAGAACCAGCGGAUGGGAACGCAAACGUAUGUACGAGUUUCUAAGCUGAUCUUCGCCCUCGUUUUUAGUACUGUGGUAUUAUGGUACGUCCCAGCUAUAGCGGUCGCAUUCUUUGGGCGUCAAAAUGUCAGCAGAGAAGUCCGGCAGCUAGCAAUCCUGAUUGCAUUCACGACGAAUUCGCUAAUAAAUCCUUUCCUGUACGUUUUCAGAGAAAAGAAAUUUCGACGUGAAAUAUUUCCCUUCUGUAACCGCCGCACAGGAGGUAGAACGGUAAAUCCAAAUGUAGACGGGAAGAAUGUAUUUCGAGUCUAUGAGAUUGCCAUGGUUAAUAUGGAAGGACUACAAACUUCAAGUAACUAUUGUAAUGACGAGGAAACAUCGAAAGAGUAUUCAACGUCACUGUAAAGAGUGGAUCAAAAAAAGUACCAGAAAAUAUUGUCAAGGGUGAUAAUGACGUCAUAACGACAACCAUGCAUGUGACAAUGAUUAAACCAUACUUGUGCAGGGUAGCCAUUUUCCUAUAAAAUAUUGCCGUUGUUUCCGUUUUUUUUUUUUUUUUUAAGGUCCUGUUUAUAAUACGAUCAUGCUGCCUAAACUCUCGGAAUGAAUCUCAGGGGCAAUGUGAAAAUCAUAAAAUAGUUUUCAAAUCUAUAAAAAUGAAGAACCUGGAAAAUAUAUCUCCCUGUCGGAGCAAUAGCGAGAGGUUGAGUGAAAAAGGUCUAAGAGACCUGGGGCCCUGUGAUGGGGACCUGGGGCCUGGUGGGAUUUAGGGGGAGGGUCAUGCCAAAACAUAUGGCAUGUAAGGGCAAUUAACUAACGUUUUGAUAUUUGAACGAAAGCUUUUAAAAUUUAUUCAGUUUUAAGCAGGGAUUCAAUGAGUCCGAUGUUCAGCCAACAUUUGCAAUCUGUGGCAAUCGGAAAAUUCUAUUACCAUCAAUCAAGUUAUGACUCGAGCUCCAGUUGCACAUACUUAAUUUACUUGGUUGGAAGCUCCUUAUUUAUCAGAAGGGCGAACCAAAAAGCAAUUAUUAUAUAAUUUAAGUAAAUGACAUAUUAACGCAUUAUCAAUAUCGUCCCAGCUUUUUACGGGAUGAUCAUUGCGUAUACCGUAAAGAAAAAUAUCCUAUUGCCCAUUCAUUCAGAGACUGAAUUUAUAGUUUCCUUCGCAUGUGCUGCCAUGUAUUGCAAGUUAUGUAUUGUUUAGCAAUGAAAUGCAAGAAGGUGACUGUUGUUUAAGUGCUUUAUUGUAAAAGUAUUGCAGGUAAUGCAUCGUUAGCAUCGUAUAGUAAUGAUGAUAAUGAUGAUAAUAAUGAUGAUAAUGAUGAUAAUAAUGGUGAUGAUGAUGAUAAUAAUGACAAU
Orbicella faveolata is the source of this 4118-nucleotide messenger RNA. RefSeq lists its product as uncharacterized. Gene Ontology annotation, biological process: hormone-mediated signaling pathway; adenylate cyclase-activating G protein-coupled receptor signaling pathway; activation of adenylate cyclase activity. Gene Ontology annotation, molecular function: G protein-coupled peptide receptor activity; protein binding. Gene Ontology annotation, cellular component: plasma membrane. The record is from RefSeq and is a predicted model, not a curated record. NCBI's taxonomy places the organism in Eukaryota, Metazoa, Cnidaria, Anthozoa, Scleractinia, Merulinidae.